Messenger RNA from Capsicum annuum, 1197 nucleotides. Its product is annotated as 60S acidic ribosomal protein P0-like. Gene Ontology annotation, molecular function: structural constituent of ribosome; large ribosomal subunit rRNA binding. Lineage: Eukaryota; Viridiplantae; Streptophyta; Magnoliopsida; Solanales; Solanaceae. Gene Ontology annotation, cellular component: cytosolic large ribosomal subunit. The record is from RefSeq and is a predicted model, not a curated record. Gene Ontology annotation, biological process: cytoplasmic translation; ribosomal large subunit assembly; ribosome biogenesis. The transcript is spliced from 5 exons. The coding region runs from base 98 to 1063 and encodes 321 amino acids.
UAUAAAUCUCACAUUAGUUCUAGGGUUUAUUUUUACACCACUUUAUUAGGGUUUUCUUUCUUCAUAAUUUUCUCUAAACAGUUGUACGUCAGCAACAAUGGCAAUUAAACAAACAAAAACCGAAAAAAAAGUUGCAUAUGAUAAAAAAUUGUGCAAAUACCUUGAUUUGUACAACCAAAUUUUGAUCGUGAAUGCGGAUAAUGUUGGUUCGACACAAAUGCAAAAUAUUCGUAAAGGUUUACGAGGUGAAUCUGUUGUUCUUAUGGGAAAAAAUACUAUGAUGAAAAGGUCCGUUAGGAUACAUGCUGAGAAAACCGGAAACGAAGGGUUCCUUAGUCUUAUCCCUCUUCUUGUAGGGAAUGUUGGUCUGAUCUUUACCAAGGGUGAUUUGAAGGAGAUAAAGGAGGAAGUUGCAAAGUACAAGGUGGGAGCUCCUGCACGUGUUGGAUUAGUUGCUCCAGUUGAUGUGAUUGUUCCUCCAGGCAGUACUGGCCUCGAUCCUUCUCAAACUUCCUUCUUCCAGGUACUAAACAUUCCCACAAAGAUCAACAGAGGGACAGUUGAAAUUGUAACACCAGUUGAAUUAAUUAAGAAAGGUGACAAAGUUGGAUCAUCCGAAGCAGCAUUAUUGUCCAAGCUUGGAAUAAGGCCAUUUUCUUAUGGACUUGUAGCUGUAUCAGUCUAUGAUAAUGGAUCAGUAUUUAGCCCAGAAGUUUUGGACUUAACUGAAGAUGAUCUUGUUGAGAAAUUUUAUAGUGGAGUUUCAAUGGUUACUACUUUGUCAUUGGCUAUUUCUUAUCCAACAAUUGCUGCUGCAUCACAUAUGUUUGUCAAUGGGUAUAAGAAUGUGUUGGGUGUUGCUGUUGAGACUGAGUAUACUUAUUCACAGGCUGAACAAGUCAAAGAGUAUCUCAAGGACCCUAGCAAAUUUGCAGUUGGAACCGCGGGGGUUGCUGAGUCUGGGGCAACAUUUCAAGGCGUUGUUGAGAGUAAAGAGGAAGAUGACGAAUCUGAAUCUGAAUCUGACGAGGAAGAAGCCCUAUUUAAUCUUUUCGACGAUUAGUUCGAUUUUUUUAAUUAAUUAACUAAGUUUUGAUAUUACUUGUUAUGAUGACAAUGUUGUUUAAGUUUAAUGACUUGACAAAUAUUUUGAGAUUUUUUAUGAGGUAUAUUCUCAAGUAUUUGGGUUUUGCAUUA